Molecule: messenger RNA, 1557 nt
Organism: Pyrus x bretschneideri (Chinese white pear)
Lineage: Eukaryota; Viridiplantae; Streptophyta; Magnoliopsida; Rosales; Rosaceae
Exons: 8
Coding region: 118-1557 (479 amino acids)
Source: RefSeq, a predicted model, not a curated record
CUGCUUGGGUUUGAACGCCGAUAAUUCAAACAAAAACUCCCCAACGCAACCACCGUCUCUGUCUCUUUCUCUGCUCCGAGGCCUGCCCAGCACUUUUGACCGUGCGGAGCUGCAGAGAUGUUGCAGUUGCAGGGCCUGCGGGCGUUUUCAGUUGCCGAACCCACCCACUUGGCCUCCCCCUCCUACUCACGUGUCAUCCGGACGUCGCUCCGCCUCCGCCGUCAGUCAGCUUCCUUCCCGACGAGGCGGCCACGUCUCCGAUCACUCCCCAACGUCAGGAGCUGCGCCGCUCUCGCAUUCGAUUUCAAAGGUGGCAAAGGAAUGAGUGAGUUUCUUGAUGUUGAGCUCAAGGUCCGGGAUUAUGAACUUGAUCAAUAUGGUGUCGUUAACAAUGCUGUUUAUGCAUGUUUGCGCGACGAAAACUUGCGCGACGCAGCUAAAUGCGUCGCGCAAAAUGAGCAUGAACAAACAAGCAGGCCAAAAGAGCAUGAUUUUUCUUUUCUAGCCCAGCACCAACUCUACAUAUUGGAGUGGGAGUCUUGGGCAGAAAUUCCCGAGGAGACGAAGAAACUAGUGCGAGAAAACUUGUCGGUCAAUUUUGAUCUUGACGACAUAUCCCUUGAGGUCAUGGCCUACUUAGAGGAUACCUUAGCAAAUCGGUACAAACAUUGGAAGAACUAUCUUCACACGCAUUUUAAGCGAUGGGAUGAUCCGGAGUUUGCUCGCCUACAUGGUUGCCCAACCGAGCUGCAGGACCGGCCGGAGGAUUGGGAGUGGCUCUGCAAACAUUUUACGGACCCAAAAUUUGUGAAGAAAUCUAUUGCUGGCAAGAUAGCUCGGGACUCAAAGACACUUCUCCACCAUUCUGGUUCGAAGCCCUUUUCGUAUAGGGUUGAGGCACGACGUCAGGAGGGUUCUAAGUUCCCAGAGAUCGACAUGUUCGAGGACGUUUACGUUCGACCUGGUGAUGAGAUAGCUAAGCAGCUUCAUGUAAGUAUAUGUAAUUGUUAUUAUUCUUAUAUGUAUGAAUCGUUCAAAUAUUAUUUAUAUUAUGUUAUUAAACAUUAUAUGUUUUUUCCUUUAUUAUUACAGGAUGCUAUGGUGGAACAGCGCACUACUGUUCUCCAAGAAGCAACAUCACAACUUUCCCCGGAGACCUUGAUCGAGGACGCCACGAUACCCGAGGAUGCAGGUUUUCAGAUCCUGACUAAUGUCAUGGAUCAAAACUUCGGUCGUCGUCCUAGCAAAGUUGUUCGGGGUAUGGGAAAAGCGCGAGUUCGUGAGACGGGUGCCUCUUCUUCCAGAUCAAACACAGGAGAGGUCAGUGCAUUGAAGGAGGAAGUGACAACCCUAAAGGGUCAACUUGCGGUCCAGAGUGAGCAAAUGAGGGCCCGGGACAAGCAGAUGAGGGCCCAGGGCGAGCAGGUGAAGGCCUAUGCCGGACACAUGAGAGACCUUGUACGAGCCAUACAGAUGUCCGGCCUCCAAAUCUCACUACCAGUACCUGAUCUUCCUACACCUUCGACUUCUGAGCCACUUUGCCCUACCGAUACCUAG